AUGAAUGAAAACUUUAAAUUAGUACCGUUGUCUGGUGCUAGAAGUGAUAUAUGGCAACAUUUUGGUUUUAAAGUUAGUGAAAAGGGGAUUAUAUUAAAUAAAAAUCAAGUUUUUAAAAAGUGCAAAUGUGCUGCUGGUUAUAGUGGAAAUACGACUAAUCUCAGUUUCAGUUCUGAAACAUUGAUGGAAAAACUGCUUGAAGAAGAAAUUUUUUGA
Molecule: messenger RNA, 216 nt
Organism: Macrosiphum euphorbiae (potato aphid)
Lineage: Eukaryota; Metazoa; Arthropoda; Insecta; Hemiptera; Aphididae
Source: the annotation of a GenBank genome assembly